CGACGAGGUAAAAACACCGUCGCUCACCACCAACACAACGCCAACCAACCUGCCCCCUCACCCCCGCUGGCCGCUGCUUAACAAACCGCCGCCACAGGACAAGACAAACUUAUUACAGCUCCACCUCAGUGCUGCAGAGACUGAGGGCCAGCCAAACCGCUCACCGCACACGCGGAAUUCAAGCAGCAUGUACGCCGACGCCGGGUUCGCCUUCGCCUUCGCCGCCGCCUACUCCCCCACCCUCACUUCCUCGCAGCCCCAGCCGCCGCCGCCGCCGUUCGACUACGCCUUCUCCUCCGAGCCACCCCUCCUCUCCAUGCCCGCCAUGGACCACGACGCCUACCUGGGGAACUUGGUACAGCCAUCCAUGGUAUCAGAAUAUGACCUGGGAGGAGAAGGGGACCUGUUCAAAGCUCCAGAAGCCAUCAUCGAGGAACCGCUGCUCAGCCUCGAUCCUGUCGCAGCUGCCUUUUCAAUGAUGGCUGGCAAUGGAAGUGCUGUCAUGGAUCAAACUAUUAAGGACGCAGGCAUCGGCACCAUCCAAAAUGACCCCCUCCUGAGUGAGGUGCUGUACGAGUGCGAGAAGGAACUCAUGGAGAAGUCCACAAUCGAAGAGACAAUUUCUGAACUUAUGGAUGUUAAGAUUCCUAUGCUGCAAGUUGAAGAAAUCCCAAGCCAAGCUGAACAGGUUCUUAUACAGAACCAGCAGCUCCCGGCCAUGGAGAAAGAGAAGCAAUCCGUUCCUGAAUGCUCGCUCCAAAAAAGUGUUAGUUCUGGAUGCCUCAACUCAGCAGAUUGGAUGAAUGGACCUGCCAGGCCAAACUUUCUAGACUUCCAGGGGCUGGACUUUGAGGCAGCAUUUGGGCUGAGGAGAGCUUACAGCGAAGGAGACAUUCAGAACCUUGGAGCCAACACGCCUCGACCAGCAGCAAAUGUUUGUGUGACCAUCAGUGACCUCAAGACCGAAGAAAGGAAGCAAAAGCUUUCCAGGUAUAGGAAGAAGAAGAUCAAGCGGAACUUUGGCAGGAAGAUCAAGUACGCGUGCAGGAAGGCUCUGGCAGACAGCCAGCCAAGAGUGCGAGGGAGAUUUGCCAAGAUCGAAGAAUGCGACCUGCUGAAGCCAAGCAAGUAGAUCCAAGUAUGCUUGGUUUUGGCUUCUAGCUAGGCGCCGCUCCAUCGUCCUUACCUUGUGCGCUGGAGAGGCGCCGCGAUGCCCGUCGGAAUUCAUUCAAUUGACCUCUCCUGUUUCUCUCGGGCAGCAUGCUGUGUAAUAAUAAUCUCCUCCGGGCCCUUGGGUGCGAGUGAAGAGCUGAAAAUUUGGUAUGGUAGUCUAGCCCCCCUGUACUGUACAAAAGGCUUGAAGAUGGUAAUAAAACUCAGCUCCCCUCUUGCUUGCUUGGCA
This is a messenger RNA of Zea mays, 1402 nucleotides long. RefSeq lists its product as uncharacterized. The record is from RefSeq and is marked validated. Gene Ontology annotation, biological process: regulation of flower development. Lineage: Eukaryota; Viridiplantae; Streptophyta; Magnoliopsida; Poales; Poaceae. Bases 188 to 1132 code for a protein of 314 amino acids. Gene Ontology annotation, molecular function: DNA-binding transcription factor activity; protein binding. The transcript has 4 exons. Gene Ontology annotation, cellular component: nucleus.